CUAAGCGAAGACAUCGGCUAUGUGUUAUACUCCGCAUUGGGUUCUUUCUACUUGCCCAGCUGCAUUAUGGUUUUUGUCUAUAUACGAAUUUAUUAUGCCGCUAAAGCGAGAGCGAGACGCGGCAUCAAAAAACAUCCGCGYAAAACAAACAACGAACAGGUAACGAGUUUCACCACCAUCGGUAAGAAGGGCACCAUACCGAUGCCAUCGUCGAGCGCCAUGAGYGCUUUACAAAUGAAUCAACAGCGUCAGAUAGCCACCAUCGAAACACCACCGAACAGCGCCGCGCUGCCAAUGCAAAUACCUACUGUGACGUGCGAUCUCGCGUCCGACAUCUCCACCUCCGAGGCUGCCGACAUGGAGCCGCAUCCACUUGUCUAUCCCAAUGGAAAUUCGAAUGUACCGUCCCCACUCACAAUGCUCACGCCCGGUUCGCCCAACUGCACGCUCACCGCGACGGAUAAGGAGACGCUUAAGGUGAGCACAAUAGCGACGGGACACGAUGCGCUCAAUGUGCCUGUGCCGCCGUCGAUGGCUGCCGCAGCAGCGACAGCUAACUCGAACACACCGAACAACAAUAACAAUGACAGUGUUGCGCCCAUUGAUAUUGAGGGCAUGACCAGUGGGACAGCGACGGCGACAAACGCGGCAACGGCCAAUACAGCUGUUGGCGGCGCGACGUUAACCACACCGAAUGCUAGCGGUGGGCUGACAGCUGGCGCUUCACCGAAUGAACUGCGUGUCUCGCCCAUCGCUGCGCGAUGUCGUGCGCUUUCGGUKGGCAUCGACACCGACAUGGUUAGCGAAUUCGAUCCAUCCAGCUCGGAUUCGGGUGUGGUGAGCAGAUGUGCGGUAGUGAAACCGCUAAAGUUUCGACUCUGCCAACCGAUAUUCGGACGCAAGUCGGCAAAUCAAACACGUCGCAAUGAGGCGAAGACGACAGCGACGGCCGUAGCAACAGCGAAGACGCUGAAACCMUGUGAAGUGACCAAAGGUGAACUCGAACCGGCCAUACCGAAAUUGCAGAAACCACGCGACCCCGAAAAGGAGAAACGACGCAUCGCGCGGAAAAAAGAGAAACGUGCCACACUCAUAUUGGGUUUAAUUAUGGGCAGUUUCAUUGCCUGUUGGCUGCCGUUCUUCUUCCUCUACAUACUAGUGCCGGUCUGCGGCAGCUACUGCAACAUACCAGACUUUGCGUUUGCGGUCGCAUUUUGGCUCGGCUACAUGAACUCCGCCUUGAAUCCGGCCAUCUACACCAUCUUCAAUAAGGACUUUAGGCGCGCCUUUCGUCGCAUACUAUUCAAGUGAUGUUUGGCCUAUGUGUGCUGUUAUCGGUGCGUUCAUGCGAGCAUUGAGAAGGCCACCGAACGUGCCAUGGGCAGCACACCCAUUGGUUAUGGCAUGUACCAUUACCGGCGAUAG
Messenger RNA from Bactrocera latifrons, 1425 nucleotides. RefSeq names its product putative tyramine receptor 2. Gene Ontology annotation, molecular function: G protein-coupled amine receptor activity. Gene Ontology annotation, cellular component: membrane. Gene Ontology annotation, biological process: adenylate cyclase-activating adrenergic receptor signaling pathway. The record is from RefSeq and is a predicted model, not a curated record. The transcript is spliced from 2 exons. The annotation marks the transcript as partial. Lineage: Eukaryota; Metazoa; Arthropoda; Insecta; Diptera; Tephritidae.